Molecule: messenger RNA, 1728 nt
Organism: Adelges cooleyi (spruce gall adelgid)
Lineage: Eukaryota; Metazoa; Arthropoda; Insecta; Hemiptera; Adelgidae
Product: sensory neuron membrane protein 1-like
Exons: 9
Coding region: 102-1565 (487 amino acids)
Cellular component (GO): cytoplasm; membrane
Molecular function (GO): scavenger receptor activity
Source: RefSeq, a predicted model, not a curated record
AGUCUGCAUACGCGUUCGGAAGUGCUUGGUCAAACUAAAAAAACAGUAUAGUAGUUAAGUGAUACUGUUUAAGUAAACAUUCGGAGCUCUCGGCCGUCAGUAUGGGUGCGCCAACGACACUUACCGUCAUCGGUAUACUCUUCUUGUUGUUUGGAGUUUUCGUCGGAUGGGUCGCUUUUCCAAAGAUGAUACAUAGUAAAAUCCUAGAGAGUAAAUCUUUAAAUCCACAUUCGAAAAUGCGGGAGAUGUGGUCGCACCCUCCAAUUUCGGCAGACUUUAAAAUAUAUUUGUUUAACGUUACAAACCCAGAAGAAGCGCAAAAGGGCGAGAAAAUCGUUGUAAAAGAAAUAGGACCUUACUUCUAUCACGAGUGGAAAGAAAAAGAAAACUUGAUUGACGAUGUGGAAAAUGAUACAGUAGAGUUCAGUUUCAAAAAUACGUUCAUAUUCGAUGAGGAAAAGUCACGUCCUCUGACAGGAGAAGAGAUCAUCGUCAUGCCUCACAUGGCAAUUGUGGGAAUGGUUUCAAUGACAAAAAUGUUAAAACCGGGUGCUCUGGGCAUGGUAAACAAAGCCAUUCCAUUUUUGUAUCCAGAACAAGACAGUAUAUUUAUGAAAGGAACUGCCAACGAAAUUAUGUGGACAGGGUUAGAUAUUAACUGUACAUCCACCGAGUUUGCAGCUACUGCCAUUUGCACUCAGAUAAGACAAAAUUCGGAAAGUUUACACAAAGUCGACGACAAUCAUUUCAUGUUUUCUCUACUAGGAGUGAAAAAUGGAACUAUCGAGCGAAAUCGUUACACCGUAAAACGCGGACUUAAGUCACCCAUGGAUGUCGGCCAAGUGAUUCGGUUUAAUGGCAAAGACAAAAUUAAUACUUGGCCAGGCGACGAGUGCAACCAGAUUUAUGGUACCGAUACCACAAUAUUUCAACCGUUUAUCAAACGAGAGACCAUAUUAGCGAGUUUUAGCGGAGACAUUUGCAGAGCGUUAGCACCUGACUAUGUGCAAGAUGCGGUAUACAAUGGUCUGCAUGUGUUUGAAUACACGGCUAGUAUGAUAAAAGACGAAGAAAAAUGUUAUUGCCUGAAUCCUGGAAACUGUUUGAAGAGCGGAGCGUUAGACUUAACAAAAUGUGCAGGUGCUCCAGUCAUAGCAACUCUUCCGCACUUCUUAAAGGCCGACGGUUAUCUUAAUGACGUGGUGGGUUUGAAUCCUACCAUUGAAGACCAUGGAAUCAAAAUGUAUUUUGAGCCAAUGACCGGUUCACCUUUAUUAGGAUUUAAGCGCAUGCAGUUCAAUAUGUUUUUGAAAAAAGAAUCUAAAAUUGCUUUGAUGAAAGAACUAAGCCAAGAAGAGAGGUUGAUACCCUUGUUUUGGGUAGAAGAGGGAGUUGCUUUGAACAAGACGUGGACUGGACUAAUAAAAAAUAAACUGUAUUUACCAAUAGCUAUCGUCAAGUACGUCAAAUACGUAGUGGUGUUGUUCGGUGUGGUGUUUAUCAUCUUGGCAGUUAUCGUCAACUACAACAGUGUUAAAACAAUGGAGGUCACUCCAAAAUACUAAAUUCUAUUGGAAAUAAACAAAAACAUACUAUUAGACCACUUUCCACAUAGCAUUAUUACUUUCUUUGAUUAGAUAUAUAAUCAUAUAAUCAACGUAUUUAUUAUUUUCACGUUAUAUAAUAUAUAUCAAAAAAUGUAUGUGUUCUUACACUAUAGUUUGAGAA